Priceomyces carsonii is the source of this 288-nucleotide messenger RNA. RefSeq lists its product as uncharacterized. Gene Ontology annotation, cellular component: membrane. Lineage: Eukaryota; Fungi; Ascomycota; Pichiomycetes; Serinales; Debaryomycetaceae. The coding region runs from base 1 to 288 and encodes 95 amino acids. Gene Ontology annotation, molecular function: copper ion binding; cytochrome-c oxidase activity. Gene Ontology annotation, biological process: ATP synthesis coupled electron transport. The transcript has a single exon. The record is from RefSeq and is a predicted model, not a curated record.
AUGUUAGAAGAAGGUCAAUUAAGAUUAUUAGAUACUGAUACUUCUAUUGUUGUUCCUGUUGAUACUCAUAUUAGAUUUGUUGUUACUGCUAAUGAUGUUAUUCAUUGUUUUACUAUCCCUUCUUUAGGUUUUAAAGUUGAUGCUACUCCUGGACGUUUAAAUCAAGUUAGUGCUUUAAUUCAAAGAACUGGUGUUUUCUAUGGUCAAUGUAGUGAAUUAUGUGGUAUUAAUCAUGCUUUAAUGCCUAUUAAAUUAGAAUGUGUUCCUAUUAAUGACUUUAUAGAAUGA